AAACGUUUCUGGUAAUUAUUUGUUGUUUAACUUCCUGUUAAACAUAUGCAAACGGAGCCAGCGUAGGUGAAUGGUGAGCUCUUAUGCCUUAUCAGAGCCAGCUGACGUCCCGUGCAUGCUCCGAUCCCCCCAGCCUGCUGCUGUCUGGCUUAUCAGCGCUGCUGCUGCUGGAGGAUGGAGGAUGCUGUCGAUGCUGCUGGAUGCUGCAGCCCAGAUCCAGCAGAGGAUGUCAGCAUGGAAACGUGAGGGACAGCUGGAAACCGCUGCUCGAAAGGAAGCAGCCCAGAAGAACACGGGUAAACACUGAUGAUGUUUAUCUGAUUCAUUACUUUCACCUCAUCCAGAACCGCUGUCUACGUGCCGUUAACUGGGACCUAAAGUCGCUCAUGAAACGGGAUUUUAUUGAUCUUAACUUACCCUGAUAUCUGCCCAGUUCUCGGUGUUCGCGCAGCGCAAGUGAAAGAGUGCGGAUUCCCAUCUACCCAAAGUUUGCUGGUAUUUUUCCUGGGAGGAGGGGAUGGGAGAGACGCUGAAGGUGCUGUGUUAAUUCUGGAUGGAUGCUGCUUGCAAGUUCUCGCCGUUCAGACAGAGCUGCGUCUUCAGGUGGGAGACACAUGAGGAGCGCACAUCGGGUUCUUUUGGUCGGGAAAAGUUUGUGGUGGAGGAUGGAGGCACUGCUCCUUAUUUGGUUUCUCGGUGCACACUGAGCUCACUGAUGCCCUUCUACACGUGGGUUUAUUAAAGCUCAGCCGGUUCGUGAAUGGAUCUGUAAUUCAGCGGGUUAAUGGAGGAUGUGUUUCCAAACUGUGGAGCCCUGCUCAGGCUGGAGAGGAGAGCAGCGCACACCCAGAUCCAUCCUGGAACCAUAGCAGUUUGGUUUAAACAGUAACCUACAAACAUCUCAAAAUGUUCAACUGCGGAUAGAGAAGUGUCCCGCAUCUACCUCCCUGCAACCCCUCUCUAUUCAUUUUUCCUUGUUACUCAUCUUUGUCUUUUCCCUUCCUCUUCCUUCAACUCUCUGCCAUCGUUUCUCCUACAUACCUCUGUAACUCCUCUGGUCAUCCUCUCUUCUCCCCACCCUGAGACCCACCACCUUCUCCUCCUCCUUCAUCCCCGCAGCACACAUGCAGGCCAAGAAGCGGUACCUGCUUGUGUCUGUGGUGGCCGGUCUACUCUUCCUCAUCUACCUGUGGGGUCUGCAAAUUGGGGAGUUACAGCAGCAGCCAUAUCAUUAUCCUCAGAUUCCCCAGUAUCACCAGAACCACCAGCAGGACUACCAGUACAACUACUACCAGAGGCAAGACGUCUACCAGUCUCAGCCCCUGCCCCAGAGACUACCAUCCAGACCGGCCAGACAUUGGCCGGAGUUGAUCGAGCUGCUAGAACCGUACCUGGAGGGAGGAGAGCAAGAGGAGGACAGCCCUCAGCUCCAUCACCAGCACACCUCUCCUCAUGAACGUCGGGCAAUCCGAGACAACAUCUACAAGAACAAGCGCUGCCGUAUGGAAACCUGUUUUGACUUUUCACGCUGUCAGUCGGGCUUCAGGGUUUACAUUUACCCUCCGCAGAGAGGGGAUGAGAUCUCAGAGACCUACCAGAAGAUCCUGUCCUCCAUCAGGGAGUCUCGCUUCCAUACCACGGAUCCUUCCCAGGCCUGUCUGUUCAUUCUGGCUGUGGACACAUUGGACAGGGAUCAGCUCUCAUCUCUGUAUGUCCAGAACGUCAGGUCCCGCAUCCACAGCCUACCGACGUGGAACGACGGCAGGAACCACCUCAUAUUCAACCUGUACUCUGGUACAUGGCCAGACUACACAGAGGAUCUGGGAUUUGAGGUGGGCCAAUCCAUGCUGGCCAAGGCCAGUGCAGAUGUGGUCAACUUCAGACCAAACUUUGAUAUCUCCAUCCCUCUAUUCUCCAAAGAUCACCCGCUUAAAGGAGGGUCCACAGGUUAUCUGGCACUGAAUGACGCAUCGCCUUCCAGGAAAUACCAGCUGGUUUUUAAAGGGAAGAGGUACCUAACCGGCAUUGGUUCAGAGACGAGAAACGCCCUCUAUCACAUCCACAAUGGGGAAGAUGUUAUUCUACUGACCACAUGUAAACAUGGCAAAGACUGGGAGAAACACAAAGACUCCCGCUGUGACCGAGAUAAUGAAGACUACUCAAAGUUCGACUACCAGGAGCUGCUUCACAACUCUAGUUUCUGCUUGGUGCCGCGGGGGCGUCGUCUAGGAUCCUUUCGCUUCCUGGAAGCUUUACAGGCCGCUUGCAUUCCUGUUAUUCUGAGUAACGGCUGGGAGCUUCCAUUCUCUGAAGUAAUUGACUGGAGGAAAGCCGCCAUCAUUGGAGAUGAGAAAUUGCUGUUACAGGUUCCCUCAAUUACCCGAUCCGUGGGCCGUGACAGGAUCCUGGCUCUCCGCCAGCAGAUUCAGUUCCUUUGGGAUGCCUACUUCUCCUCUGUAGCCAAAAUAGUCUUAACCACUUUGGAGAUCUUACAGGACCGAGUGGAGUCUCAUGUGACCAGAAAUCACUUGCUGUGGAAUUUCCUACCUGGCGGUCUCUUCACACUCCCACAGUUCUCAACUGACCCUGCUCAGUUCCCUUUCUACUAUGCCAUCCUGGGUAGGAGCCCAUCGCAGCAGUUUACAGCUGUGAUCCAUACGGUAACCCCUCUACAGUCCCAGAUCUCCCCUGUGGUGAAGCUCAUCAUCGCUGUGGCCAAGUCCAAGUUCUGUGCACAGAUUGUGGUUUUAUGGAACUGUGACAAGCCUAUACCUCCUCAAAAUAAGUGGCCCUCCACCAGCGUGCCUCUCACUGUCAUUGAAGGACACACCAAGACGAUGAGCAGUCGUUUUUUCCCCCACGACAUCAUCACCACCGAUGCUGUGCUCAGUCUGGAUGAAGACUCUGUCCUCUCCACCAAUGAGGUGGACUUUGCUUUUAUUGUAUGGCAAAGUUUUCCGGAGAGGAUUGUUGGUUAUCCAGCAAGGAGCCACUACUGGGAUAGUUCCAGAUCACGGUGGGGCUACACCUCCAAGUGGACAAAUGACUACUCCAUGGUACUUACAGGAGCAGCUUUUUACCACAGAUACUACCACUACCUGUUCACUCACUACAUCCCAGCCAGCCUGCUGACCAUGGUGGACCACAUGGCAAACUGUGAAGACAUCCUGAUGAACUUUCUGGUUUCAGCCAUCACCAAACAGCCACCAAUCAAAGUCACACAGAAGAAGCAGUACAAGGAGACUAUGAUGGGCCAGGGCUCCAAGGCAUCUCGUUGGGCUGACCCAGACCAUUUCACACAGCGACAGACCUGCAUGAACGCAUUUAGCCGUUGGCUAGGUUUCAUGCCUUUGUUGCACUCCCAGAUGAGGCUGGACCCUGUCCUAUUCAGGGAUCAAGUGUCUAUACUGAGGAAGAAAUACAGAGACAUUGAGAGACUCUGAAGGCGACACUCAAACAGCAAUUCACAGAGGCUUAUCAGGAACGUGGGUGGGUCUGGACUUCAUGUUCAGGAGGACAAAAAUAUACACUGGAUGGGAUUCUACGAGAAGGACAACUUGCAUACAAAAGAUAAAAAGUGAUGUAUAUGGAGGAAAACCAACUGCUUGUUUUUUAUGAAAAAUGUGAGAAAUCUGUGGCAGAGCAACGAGCAAGUGUGCAACCCUGAGAGGUAAAAACUGGUCCCCCACAUCAUUAAAACCAUCGGUUGUAUGUGGAGCAGGUCUCUGUUCUGCAAACAGCUGAAAGGAUAAUGUGACGGUGUCCCAAGAUUUGAUUUGUGGUUGCUUCACCAGGAUAAUCCAAUUCAACACCUCUCACUGUUUGCUUUUCCAGUCAAUUUUAUGCAGUGAGAUAAUCAAUUACUCAUACUCGGUUUUAAUGUUGUGGCUGAUCAAUGUAUGUGAAUGCAUGAAGGAAGGAAACAUGCAACAAAAACUUAGACACAUUCUAGACAUUCACUAUUGAAGACAGAAGGUAUGUGUUUCAUGGCCUGAAGAAGGCAAGUAUACUGUGCAGCACAUGAAAUAUGUUUAAAAAAAAGAAAGAAAUAUUGCCAGAGUCAAAUGCCUCAUGCUGAGGUUAGAUGUGUACAGAAAUCACCCAAAGUGGACAAAAAGAAUGAAACUCCCACAGUCAAAAGCUAUAUGACACUUGUAUGCUAUUGUAGAUUUUCAGCAGCAGCUGCUCGCUGUAUAAAUCCAAUAAAAAUUAAAUAAAGAGAUCUUAUAUAGAAGAGAA
Molecule: messenger RNA, 4239 nt
Organism: Girardinichthys multiradiatus
Lineage: Eukaryota; Metazoa; Chordata; Actinopteri; Cyprinodontiformes; Goodeidae
Product: exostosin-1
Exons: 13
Coding region: 1125-3443 (772 amino acids)
Cellular component (GO): membrane
Molecular function (GO): glycosyltransferase activity
Source: RefSeq, a predicted model, not a curated record